AAAACAAACAAACAAACAAAACCCUAGUUCUAAUUGUUCCGAUGGGUGAGAUCGAGAAGAUUUUUCCGCACGACAUCGUCGAACAAAUCCUCUCUAAUCUGCCGGUGAAAUCGCUCUUCCGAUUCAAAUCCGUAUGCAAGUCAUGGAACUCGACAAUCUCCGACCGUAGAUUCGUCGGGCUUCAUAUCGAGCAAUCCCGACGGAGCUCCGGCAACCAAGAUAUCUUCUUUUGGGGCGAAAACUUCUACGAAGACCAGCGUCUGUACUGGUGCAGACACCACCUGGGCUGGGUUUACAGAAGUAACGACAAGGUAGCCGUCACCAAGAAACGGGAUGAAUUUCUAGAGCCGAAGAUCAAAUUCAACGUCGUACGGACAUUGGAUCCGGUCGUUUUGUGCUACUGCGACGGGCUAGCCCUCCGCCGGUUCCCUAGAGUUAACGAGAAAAGGUACGCGCUCUUCAAUCUACUCAUCGGCACUUACAUCGAGUUCACCUGCCCUUAUCCGAUGAGACACGACCCCCACAAGACGGUUUACGGUAUCUGCUUCGACGAGUCGACCAACGACUACAAGGUGGUCAUUAUCGACCGCAUGCACUACGCGGUCUAUCACUGCAUGAGCAGGAGUUGGAGUCCCAUGCAAGAAACGGGAGACGAGUUCCCGUGGCGUAGAAUGAUCCACGGGAAAGGGGUUUCGUUGAACGGGAACCUGUUUUGGGUUCUCAAAACCGAGGAGCUGCCAGAAGACGAGGAUAAAUCGGGGAAUAAAGAAAUAGUGGGUUUCGAUCCUAGGUCCGAAAAGUUGAUCAAAUUGCCGAGGCCGAAAAACACGAAAGCGCCACUGUUAUGGAUGUACUUGACUUUUUUGGAAGGCGAUUUGUGUUUGUGCAUCAACCAAAAUAAUCAUCAGAGGAUCAAAGUUGGCGUAGAAGACGCGUGGAGGGAGUUCGAAGGGGAGCUACCCUUGCCUAAGCAAGGGGAAGAAGAUCUACAAUUGACGCCGCAGUACGAGACUGUAGUCAAGGUAGGUUACUCGACUACUACAACGGGUUACUAUCGACUCCCGUAUCUCGAGAAUCUGUUCUUCAGCGAGCGCGAACAUGCCCUCAAGAAAAAGAAGAAGAAGAAGAACUACAAUUAAAUUAGAGUUUUUGUUAGAAUAGGUUGUGGAAUUUUGGU
This is a messenger RNA of Erythranthe guttata (spotted monkey flower), 1177 nucleotides long. RefSeq names its product F-box protein At3g22700. NCBI's taxonomy places the organism in Eukaryota, Viridiplantae, Streptophyta, Magnoliopsida, Lamiales, Phrymaceae. The record is from RefSeq and is a predicted model, not a curated record. Gene Ontology annotation, molecular function: protein binding.